UGUAAGUAGUGAAGGCAAGUAUACUAUUGGGAGGGGAUAAUCAGACUAAUAAUCAAUAUACAUAGGCAGAUGCUCCUGGUACAUACUGGUGUAAGUAGAGGAAGGCUCUUGACAGCUGGGCCGCCCCCUAUAUUGACAAUAGCAUGACAGAUCAUUCCCAUAGCAUGGGGCAGUAUCCUGACGGUUUUCGUGGCCCGCUCAUUAUUCACGACCCAGACGAUCCUUUUAAAGAUGAUUACGACGAAGAAGUCAUCCUCACCCUUUCUGACUGGUGAGCUCAAACGUAUGCAAUGGUAAAGUGCCCCUUCAGGUUGCUCACAUAUCAAUAACAUAGGUACCGGGACCAGACGCCAACACUGAUGGAGGCGAUGAUCAACCCCAAUAAUACACAAUUUGCGCCACCGCUUCCAAAUAGCACCCUUGUCAAUGAUGGUGGUGAUGGUCAUAUAUCUGUUGAGGCUGGAAAAACAUAUCGUUUCCGAAUAAUUAAUUGGUCUGCAAUGUUCUCUACCUUCAUCCAGUUUGACUCCCUGGACAUGGAUGUUAUUUCGAUUGACGCGUCGUACGUGCAAAGGCAAACUGCGCAACAACUGCGAAUCUCUGCUGCACAACGGUUCGAUGCUCUAAUAACCAUUCCCGAAGAUGCAGAUCGGAAUUAUCCGUAUUUGGUUGCAUUAGACGUGAACGAAGACUUCGCAGAGAAGAAUCCGCCAAGACCUAUUAUAUACCCAUUCAAUGUUACAGGAAUGUUGGUUACAGAUUCAAACAAAGAUACGAGCGGGACAGUUACCGUCCAAAAAUUCGAGCCUUUCGACGAUACAACUUUCCAGCCUCAUGAUAACGAGAGCGUCUAUGAGCCGGUUGACAAGCAGUUAGUGUUGAACUUUGACUACUGCUUCGACGUCAACGACUACCCUAGGGCUUGCUUCAAUGACACCACUUACAUCGCACAGAAGGUGCCCGCCUUAUACACCGCAGCCUCGCUAGGAGAAAAUAACACAGAGACUGCUGCAUACGGCCAAGUCAACGCUUUCAUAGUCGAGUACGGCGAGAUCCUAGAAAUCAUUGUAAAUAACAACAACGAUGCCAUUCACCCCUUUCAUCUGCACGGGCACCAGUUCCAAGUCCUCGCGCGCCCCGAGAGUCAGACGGGGAACUGGAGCGCUGACGUUGCCAUCAACGACAUACCACCCCGGCGAGACACGGUGGCUAUCAACCCCAAGUCGUAUGCAGUGUUCCGCAUCAAGGCCGACAACCCCGGGGUCUUCUUGUUCCACUGCCACGUUGAGUGGCAUGUCGAGAUGGGCCUGAGCAUCACUCUCAUCGAGGCUCCCGACAAGCUCCGCGAUUAUACGAUCCCGCAGGACCACCUCGACGCCUGCGAUGCCAUGGGCAUCCCUACCACGGGAAAUGCGGCAGGGAACGAAGAUUGGGCGGACACGGAUGGGUUUGUCACGGUGCCUCCUACAACUUAUACCGGGUACGUAUUGCGAGAUCUAGACCCGAAGAAAUAGUGCUAAUAUAUGCUGUGCAGUUCCAUGUAUACCGAGUCGAGCUGAAAGGCCAAUUUGAAGCAGGUCGUUGUCAUACGUCGAAGAAAACGCGAACUAGUUGGUGCCUGGGGUUCCAUGUUUUGUUUAUUAUGAAUGGGUAUACUGUUAAUAAUUGUAGCACGGGGGAAAUUAGUCGAAGCUCACCUGUUAGUCUAGGCUUAUACCAUAGUGAAAUCUGAUUUGAAAUGGCAACACAAUCAUGAUCGUUUUUGAGUGACGUAAAGGGUCCAAGUUCGUGUCUAAGCAUCGCUGUCGCCACGGUACUUCGGAUCGUCUUCUUUCUCGAUGCUGAUAGAUUUCGUCUAUUUCGAGCUGGGCAUCGGAACUACGGAGCAGGAAGGUCGUAUAGGUAUACGGACUCAAACGUGGCAUUCGUCACAUUUAUGCCUUGCCUGGCUAUCUAGCAAGGGAUCCUACCACUGCAAUAACCCCUGGCGUCGUUGUUUGUCCCGUUCUUGGCUUUGCUCGCGUCCUAAGAGAUUGCUCCUCGUUCUCUGGAAUAAACAAGACUCUCGAGCAUUCCCGACGGCCAAGGGAUGCGUUGGUAAUCAUAUCUAUGAACCGACAGUUACGAUUGGUGGAACUGUACUGUUGUCAGCCCUAUGCCUGAUUUUUAACCAACGUGGUGGUUUCAGC
Messenger RNA from Daldinia loculata, 2189 nucleotides. RefSeq names its product Cupredoxin. Gene Ontology annotation, molecular function: copper ion binding; ferroxidase activity. Gene Ontology annotation, cellular component: high-affinity iron permease complex. Lineage: Eukaryota; Fungi; Ascomycota; Sordariomycetes; Xylariales; Hypoxylaceae. The transcript has a single exon. Bases 360 to 1514 code for a protein of 384 amino acids. The record is from RefSeq and is a predicted model, not a curated record. Gene Ontology annotation, biological process: cellular response to iron ion starvation; reductive iron assimilation.